AUGGCUGGGGCGUGGUGUGGGCUCUAUGGGGGAGUGGUGUGCUUCUGGCUGCUGUACUGCCCCUUUGCUCUGGGGGAUCCUAGGGAGCUGGUCUGUGGCCAGAGAAGCUUGCAGUUCAUGCUGCAUCCUGGCCAGGCUGGGGUGGACUCCCUGGCACUGACUGCUUGGGAUGUGGCUGGGAAGCUGCAUGCUCUGCAGAAUGACUCCAGCUGUGGGAUCUGGGUCUCCCAGGCUGCAGAUGGCUCCAGGACAGUUGGUGCCUCCUAUGCUGGCUGUUAUGUCUCUGAAUGGGAUGGCGGUUACCUGAUGGUGGUUGGUGUUAAGGGGAUGGCUGCUGGUGAGCGCAGGGCCCUGCAUGAGGAGAAGGUGCUCAGGUGCCCCAGGAGCCUGCCAGCCCUGGAUGCUCCAAGCCCUGAUGUCUGUGCUGCCAUCCAGAGCCAGGAUAGGCUGCCCUGUGGCUCCCCACCCAUCACCCAGGGAGUCUGUGAAGAACAAGGCUGUUGUUACAACCCCAGUGAUAGGGUGAAGCCUUGUUACUAUGGCAACACAGUGACAGCGCAGUGCACUCCAGAUGGCCAUUUCUUCCUCGUGGUCUCUCGGGCUGUGACUCUGCCCCCCCUGAUCCUGGACUCGGUGCAUCUGGCCAAUGGGCACGGUGCUGGCUGUGUCCCUGUGGGGCAGAACAACGCCUUUGUCCUGUUCCGGUUCCCACUCUCUGCCUGUGGCACCACUUUCCAGAUGGUUGGAGACCAGGGUGUGUAUGAGACUGAGCUGGUGGCAGACAGGGAUGUGAACACCUGGACUCUGGGCUCCAUCACCAGGGAUAGCACCUUCAGGUUACACGUCCGCUGCAGCUACUCCAUCAGUGGGAACUUCCUCCCCUUGAGUGUCCAGGUCUUCACCCUGCCCCCGCCCCCUGCUGUGUCCCAGCCUGGCCCCCUGAUGCUGGAGCUGCGCAUUGCCACAGAGCAGAAUUACGGCUCCUACUACACAGACAGAGAUUACCCUGUGGUGAAGGUUCUGCAGGACCCCAUCUACGUGGAGGUCCGGAUCCUGCAGAGAACUGACCCAGAUCUGGUUCUGGUCCUGCACCACUGCUGGGCCACUCCCAGUGCCAACCCCCAGCAGCAACCGCAGUGGCCGAUCCUGGUGGAUGGGUGCCCAUAUGCAGGAGACAACUACCGCACCCAGCUGGUGCCUGUGGGAGCCGCCUCGGGGCUGCAGUUCCCAUCUCACCACCAGCGCUUCAUCGUCAGCACCUUCACGUUUGUGGAGUCUGCCUCCCAGCAGGCGCUCACAGGGCCGGUGUACCUGCACUGCAGUGCCUCCAUGUGCUGGCCCUCCAGGCUGGAGUCCUGCACCAUCUCCUGCCCUGCUGGAGCCAGGGGUAGAAGGAGCUCUGAGCAUCACCCAGAGACUGGCCUUUCCUCCAUCACCAGCAGGGGGCCUGUGUUUCUUCUCCAGGGUGGUGCAGAAAGAAAUGAUGCUGUGCAGAGCUUUCGACUGCCCAUGACUGCUGGAGCACCCAGGGUGCUAGCUGUUGCUGGUGUGGCACUUGUGGGAGCCUUGUUCAUGAUACUUGUCUCGGCAAUGUAGUGAGUACAAAGCAAUGCAGCCUGAAAUUACAUUGCAAUAAACACUUCAGACUUAUCUGCCAUUUCUGGGUCUUUCUGAUCAGU
Molecule: messenger RNA, 1679 nt
Organism: Caretta caretta (loggerhead turtle)
Lineage: Eukaryota; Metazoa; Chordata; Testudines; Cheloniidae
Product: zona pellucida sperm-binding protein 4-like
Biological process (GO): prevention of polyspermy; binding of sperm to zona pellucida
Cellular component (GO): egg coat
Molecular function (GO): structural constituent of egg coat; acrosin binding
Source: RefSeq, a predicted model, not a curated record